Messenger RNA from Salarias fasciatus (jewelled blenny), 3372 nucleotides. RefSeq names its product protocadherin 8 (gene pcdh8.2). The transcript has 3 exons. Gene Ontology annotation, biological process: homophilic cell-cell adhesion. Gene Ontology annotation, cellular component: plasma membrane. The record is from RefSeq and is a predicted model, not a curated record. NCBI's taxonomy places the organism in Eukaryota, Metazoa, Chordata, Actinopteri, Blenniiformes, Blenniidae. Gene Ontology annotation, molecular function: calcium ion binding. The coding region runs from base 172 to 3150 and encodes 992 amino acids.
CGCCACUGCAGGAUUUGGAGCUGUGUUGAAGGCGAGGCAACAAGCGUGUCUGACUGGCUGCGCGCGCGGAGCGACUAACUUUGACUUUCAGCACAGUUCAGCUCAUAAAGCGGGAGCUUGGAUGGAGAGCGCGCGCCACAUGUGAACUGCCCCUCAACUGCUCAACGCACAAUGAGGCUGAUUGCCGAGGGGGACAUCACCACGAAGAUGAUACGAGGCAAUUUUAUAACUUAUUGGCACCGGUGGAUUUUUAUUCUCUCAGUCCAUCAGUUUUUAUUCUCGUCAUGGGCUUUGUCAGAGGGAAAUACUAUCAGAUACCAGACCAGCGAGGAGGACGCGCCGGGCACGGUCAUCGGAAACCUGGCCAAGGACAUGUCCUUGAGUCUGUCUCAUUCCUCCAAGACCAAUUUCAGGAUGAUGAAACAAUUCAACGAUUCAUUCAUCAGGGUAAGAGAAAACGACGGGGAACUCACAGUAGGAGAACGAAUUGACAGAGAGAGAAUCUGCAGACACACUUUACAGUGUCUGAUUACUUUUGACGUGGUUAAUUUCUCCAAAGAUCGCUACAAAUUGAUUCACGUUGAGGUGGAAAUAAAGGACAUCAAUGACAACUCUCCGGAGUUUCCAAACAAGGAAUCUAUAGUGGAGAUCUCGGAGAAUGCAGCUGUUGGAUCCCGUAUCCCCCUGGAUCCAGCUGCGGACGCUGAUGUCGGGUCAAACUACAUCCAAAGCUAUCAAAUAUCAGUAAACAGUCAUUUCACCAUUGAUGUGCUCCUGAGAGCCGAUGGGGUUAAAUAUGCGGAAUUGGUACUAAUGAAAGAGCUAGACAGGGAGACUCAGUCAUCAUACACUGUGGAAUUAGUGGCCACAGACGGAGGAAACCCGUACAGGUCGGGCUCAACAAAGAUAACUAUCAAAGUGACUGACUUUAACGACAACAGUCCUGUUUUUGACCAGAAUAGUUUUUCUGUCAGUCUGCCAGAGGACGCUCCGGUGGGCACUGUGAUACUGGACUUGAACGCAGUUGAUGCUGAUGAGGGCUUGAACGGAGAGGUGGUGUACGGGUUCGGAAAACAGGUUUCUCACGAGAUCCGAGAACUUUUCCAAGUGGAUAAUAAAUCAGGUCGCCUGACGCUCCGGAGCCCCGUGGAUUUCGAGGACAAAAGCACCUAUGAGCUAGACGUGCAGGCGACCGAUCUGGGACCCAACCCGACCCCCUCCGUGUGUAAAAUCAUAAUUCACGUCACCGACGUUAACGACAAUGCCCCAGAAAUCAGUAUCACCCCGAUGACCUCGAUCACGACAGGCAUCGCGUACAUCAGCGAGGCGGCAGACAAGGACAGUCUGGUGGCGCUGAUCAGCACCUUGGACAGAGACUCCGGCGUCAACAGCCAGGUCCACUGCACGCUGUACGGCCACGACCACUUCAAACUCCGCCAGGCUUACGAGGACAGCUACAUGAUAGUGACGGCGGCCGCUCUAGACAGGGAGAGGAUCAGCGAGUACAACUUGACGGUCAUGGCUGAGGAUUUCGGGUCACCUCCGCUGAGGAAAAUCACCCAGUACACAAUUAGGCUGAGCGACGAGAACGACAACGCCCCUCACUUUGCCAAAGCCGUGUAUGAAGUUUCGGUGGUGGAAAACAACGCCCCGGGCGCUUAUAUCACCACGGUGGAGGCGAGCGACGCGGAUCUGGGCAACAAUGGGAAAAUUACUUACAGGCUUGUGGACAGUGUUAUUAUGGGCUCCCCGGUGAACACCUUUGUGUCCUUGAAUUCCGUGUCUGGCUCUAUAUACGCACUGAGAAGUUUCAAUUUUGAAGUAAUGAAGCAUCUAGAUGUGCAUAUUCAAGCAAGCGACGGGGGGUCACCACAGCUGCAGAGCACAGCUGUCAUCAGAUUAAAAAUAGUUGAUCAAAAUGACAACCAGCCCUCCAUCAUCGAGCCGCCACUCUACAAAGGAUCUGCUGAGGUUUUCCUGCCCAGAGAUGCACCUGCAGGUUAUGUGGUAACCCAGAUAAAGGCCACAGAUGCUGAUGAAGGAAUAAAUGCACAGCUGUCCUUUAAAAUCACCGAGGGGGGGCACAUGGGUUUCUCUAUCAACAAAGACACUGGGAAGGUACACGUGAGCAGACAGCUGACAUACGAUAUCACAGACAAUGUCAAAGUCACGGUGUCCGUCACUGACAAUGGAUCCCCGCCGCUUUCCUCCACAGCCAUUAUACACUUCAAUUUUAUAGAAGGAACUCUGCCGAGUUUGCCUUCCAUGUCUGAAGACGGCACCGAGGAGCCUUUUGAAUGGGACAUGUCCAUAGCCAUCAUCAUUGUCCUGGCAGGGAGCUGCUCUCUCCUCCUGCUGGCUAUCAUUCUCAUCACAACUAUUUGCAGCCGGCGGAAAAAAGACACGAGGGAGGGGGAGUUUGAUGAAAAAGAAGACACACCAAAUGUGGAGAAAGUGGAAAGUGGUCACAUCGAUUCACUGAUUGCCAACCACAAAGGCAAAGCGUUUGAAGCCCAUCCAUUCCCAGAGAAACCUCCAUUGGCUGGCAGCACCACAUCGGAGACAGGCUGUGAGGAUGGCAGGCAGACAGCAGGCAUCUUUGAGUCUAACAACAGAGUUGUGGAGAAUAAAUUAAAGGGUUACUCGACACUACCAGGAUAUGGCAAAGAGACUGUGAGGCCGAUAACAAUAUGGAAGGGCAAUUCAUUCACCACGAUCUCAGCAAGAGAUCCCCACAUCAGUGGCAAGGACAGUGGAAAAGGGGACAGUGACUUCAAUGACAGUGAUUCAGAUAUAAGUGGAGAUGUGCACAAGAAAGAGUCUCCUCCAACAAACAGUCUCUGGGCAUGUACAAGUGAGUGCAAAGUGUUGGGACACUCAGACCGAUGCUGGAGCCCUUCAGCUACCAGGCCCAACACAAGCUUGGCCAGUGGACCGCAUCUGUCAACGUUCUCCAAGACAGCUUCACUUCCCCGGGACACCAGGAGAGAGAACUACUACCCUGCUCACUUACCCAAAACCAACGGCCUGCAGAGCGUUUAUGAAAAAGUCCAACACCAGGAGUUUGAUUAUAUUCUUGUUGGUCCACCGACGCCAGCCAGGAUACAGGAGACAGAUGAAAUAUCCAUCCCCGAAUAUACAAACUCUUAAGACAUUCUACAAGAAAAAAAAAAAAAAAAAAUCACGAGAGGGGUUUUGUAUUUAUACUGUACAGUACUUUUAUCUUUAUUGACUCUGUGUUGGAUUGUUGCAGUGUUUUGUAGUAUGUCAUGUGUCCUUUUGGCUCAUAUAAGACUGUUCAUUGUAUUAUCUGUAAUAUGCAAGAUUUUCUACAUUAAUAAUAUAUUUUUCAUAUCAAUUCAAUGUAAAAAA